Cyprinus carpio (common carp) is the source of this 1149-nucleotide messenger RNA. RefSeq names its product small ArfGAP2 (gene smap2). Gene Ontology annotation, biological process: regulation of clathrin-dependent endocytosis. The record is from RefSeq and is a predicted model, not a curated record. Lineage: Eukaryota; Metazoa; Chordata; Actinopteri; Cypriniformes; Cyprinidae. The coding region runs from base 1 to 1134 and encodes 377 amino acids. Gene Ontology annotation, molecular function: GTPase activator activity. The transcript is spliced from 10 exons.
AUGAGGUGUUUGAUUGUAGAAGUUGUUGGCUGUUAUGCUGUUCUCACGUCUCUUCUCGCGUUAGAGGAAAACAAGUUUUGCGCUGAUUGUCACGCCAAAGGUCCCAGAUGGGCAUCCUGGAAUCUUGGAAUCUUCAUUUGUAUCCGCUGUGCGGGAAUCCAUCGGAACCUUGGCGUGCACAUAUCACGAGUUAAAUCUGUAAACCUGGACCAGUGGACUCAUGAGCAGAUACAGUCUGUUCAGGAGAUGGGGAAUGUCAAAGCUCGGCGACUAUACGAGGCCUUUUUACCAGAGUGCUUCCAGCGCCCAGAGACAGACCAAGCUGCUGAGGUUUUUAUCCGUGACAAAUAUGAUAAGAAGAAAUAUAUGGAUAAAUGCAUUGACAUCCAGUCCUUCAGGAAAGAAAAGAGUGAGACAGUGACGAAAGAGGCUCCUGUUGUUUUUGAAAAGAUGAAGCUGAAAAAAGAUGAGUCACAACAAUUCAAAAACAGUCCAAAGCAGUCACAGUCAGUUAAUGACUUACUAGGACUAGAUACCCCUGCUCCUCAAGCUUCCGUGUCCAAUGGCAAACCAAGCACUGAACUCAGUCCUGCCCUCGACCUCUUUAGCUCUCUGCCUGCUGCCGUCAGCAGCUCAAACUCCUCCAGGAGCACGCCUAGCUCAGGGUCCAUGCCCACUGGACGGGUAGCAGCAUCAAUGCCAGAAAACCUCAGCCUGUUCCUGGAUCCUCCCUCCAAAAGUGAGGACAGCGGAAAAAAGCUUUCUAAGGACUCAAUCUUGUCCCUGUAUAGCAGUACAGCACCACAAACAAACAUGGCUGCUCAUGCUGGGAUGUACAUGGGAGCAACCCAGAUGGGCUAUGUCCCUGCUGCAGGAUAUGGCCAAUACCAGGCCCUGGGUGCCCAGCAGGGCAUGAUGGGGCCUAUGAUGGCACCACAGAUGAACAUACUGGGACAUACUGCUCCUCCGUACAUGGCAGGGGUGCAGGGGGGCGUAAUAGGAAUGCAGAAUGGGAUGAUGGGAAGCUUGGCAGCAGUUCCUCAGCAGGCAUAUGGAGCACAGCAGGCCCAACAGCUGCAGUGGAACAUCAGCCAGGUAACAAGCACUGAAAUCACAAUUACCAUGCUGACUUGAAACAGCAAAUAUUUU